CUGACACCAAUUAUAUUAACAAUACUAUACCCAGAGACUGUAACGGCGUGUGCAUUAGCGUUGGGUGUUGGUUUUAGAUCGGUUAAGGUCUUAAAUACGUCGCUAUAUGAGGUUCUCCGCUUCCAUGGGGAAACAUUAAAGGCCAUGUUAUUCGAAAUAGUGUCUUGUGAUUGUACAUCCUGUAACAAUCAUGUAACAUUAUUCGUAUAUAAAAGUUAGCAGAAUGGAAGUCCGACCCUUCAUAUCAGUUGGUGGAUGUUUCCUGAUUUAUCUGGCAAUUGGUACAAUACUAACGUUUGGAAACCUCACUCCUUACUUAACUUCUUACCUGAGACAAAGAGUCAAGAAGGACAUAACAUAUGAAGAAACUAGCUGGAUUUUUUACUCGUAUAUCUCUACAUGUUCUUUGCUUUACUUUGGAGGAAAACUAGGUAGUUUUAUUGGACGUCGUUGGAGCAUGAUUGUUGGUUCUUGUAUUUUAUGCUUUGGAAUAGCAGUGACGUACUGGAGUAUACAACACAGCCUGGUAGCUACCAUAAUCACUUAUGGAGUGGUUGAUACUUUGGGACUUGUCUGUUGCUUUGGCCACCCCGUAGUCACUGCUGUUGAGUGGUUUCCUAACAAGAAAGGCCUCGUGACAGGGAUAGUGGCUUCAGGGAUAGCUUUAACUCCUCUGUUUAUGAAUAGUGUACAGACAUUCUUUGUGAACCCUACUAAUGUCCAACCUGCUUCUGAUGGGUUUUUUUACAACGAUGAAGUUAUUGAAAGUGUACCUAUUUUGUUUCUGAUAAUGGCAAGUGUGAAUGGUGGAUUUCUACUGAUUGGGCUGCUUAUGUACCAAGAAUUACCACGAGAGUCAAAUCAGGAAGAAACAAUAUCCAGUGAACUAACUAAUGUGUACGAAACGUCAAGACGAUCGUGUAGUAAAGAACUUAGUGGACCAAUUACGAAAGACUUGGACUAUAGAACAACAAUAAAUAACGACAAUUUAUUUGAAUCAUUGGAAGAAGAUUCAGCCAAUGUGAACGUUGAUGACGAACAACCGUACAGUAAUGGUGAUGUUAAACUUCAUGUAUCACCAAAAGAAGCUCUGAAAAUGAAAGAAUUUUACCUUUUAUCUAUAGUUUGUAUUUGCUCAUAUUAUCCAUUGAUGUUUGUGAAUAUUAUUUAUAAGACAUAUGGACAGACAUUUAUACCAGACGAUACGUUUCUGUCCACCACUGGCUCUGUCGCUGGAGUUGUCCAUGCCCUCAGCAGAGUGAUUGUGGGCUUAAUUCAGGACAAAUUAUCUUACAAGUUAACGAGUCUCCUGUUGCUGGGAGUAAAGACAGUAUUUCUGGUCACUAUGGUGGCGACACCUUAUGGAGGAGAAGUGAUGUACAUGAUCUGGAUUUGUGGGCUCUUUGCUACAUUUCCUCUUGUUUUUGUUUGUAUUCCGGUUGCUGUUGCUGAAGUAUUUGGAACGAAAUACACUGCUGAAAUUUUCGGAAUGGUACUUUUUACAUCAACAGCUUCUUUCUUUCUCUGGCCUUUAGUCCUCCAUCGUGUUACUUCUUCAUUAGGAUGGUUUGCUACGUUUUGUGUGACAGCAACUGUUUCAUUCAUAGGGAUACUUGUGACUAUACUUUUCCCUGAAACCCAUCGUACACAACCAUUAAUAUCAAGUAGUUUUGAUGGAGACAAAGAACGGACUCGUUACGGAGCUUUUGAAUAUAACAAGUGAAUUUAUUAACGUUUGUCACUUCUCAGAUGUUAUUACAUUAUAUCUUUAACACAGCCUCCACUUCCUGUGUAAUCAUUACGUAAUAAGUAUCAUAAUGUUUAUUCA
Limulus polyphemus (Atlantic horseshoe crab) is the source of this 1828-nucleotide messenger RNA. RefSeq lists its product as uncharacterized. Bases 224 to 1723 code for a protein of 499 amino acids. Lineage: Eukaryota; Metazoa; Arthropoda; Merostomata; Xiphosura; Limulidae. The record is from RefSeq and is a predicted model, not a curated record. The transcript has 10 exons. Gene Ontology annotation, molecular function: transmembrane transporter activity. Gene Ontology annotation, biological process: transmembrane transport.